AUGGCGAACGUGCGGGACAGCGACAUUUCUCUGUGGCUACAUAAUAAGCUUGGUACAUCAAACGACUCUUGGAUAAGCGGCUCAAUCACCUCCCAGCUGAACAAGGAAGUGCUACGCAACAUCAAAGAAUGUUUUCCGGACUUACAGACGCAGGUGAAGCUGAAAUUGCUGCUCAGUUUCUUCCAAAUUCCGCGACGGAUCGUCGAAGAGUGGAAAACCGAAUUGGAAGAAGUGAUCGAGGUGGCCGGUCUCGACUCGGAGCUAUGGGUAUCGAUGAUUGCGGAAACGAUAAAAACUCUGCCGACGACGGGCUCACUGAACACAGAGAUCUCAGACUACGAGGAGACGCGACCCAUUUUUACCGACAUGGUCAACGAGCUGAAGCGGUUGGUGGUGAAGAACGCCGACCUUGGUAUGCUUCCGCUCGAAUGUCAGUAUCUGAACAAAUCGGCCCUGGUGUCGGUCGUGGGGCAGCAAGCCACGCCGGUAAAACACUUCACACUCAAGCGCAAACCGAAGAGUGCGGCCUUACGCGCCGAGCUGCUACAGAAGUCAUCGGAUGCGCAGAGCUGCCUAAAGAAGAUAUCCGCACCGACAGUGCCUUUACGGUCGCGUGGCAUUCCCCGCAAGAUGACCGAUACGACGCCGCUGAAGGGAAUUCCGUCACGCGUGCCAACAGGCGGAUUCCGCUCACCACCAGCGACGGCUGGUCAGUCGCGCCCGGCCAUGGUACGAACACCGGCCGGUCGGAAAGAUGGUGGCAUCAAGCUGCUCGAGAUUGGCGAGCAACCGUUGGGCUACGCGGCGGCGAAGAAACGGAAGCGCGAACAGGAACGCGAGGAGCAGGCGAAGAAGGUGGCCGAACAGCAGAGUCAAAGUGUGACCGAUUCCAAGCCCGUGCCAAGCACACCGACCACGCCGCCACCCGCUGUCUCCACAACGCCCGACUACGCGGCUGGCUUGACCGCACCGUCGACGGUGUACAGUCAGCCGGCUACACCGAUGCCGGCGACGUCAGGCAGCAAGGACUCGUCGGCUAGCAUAAUGUCCUCGACUAUCGUAAAUUCCACACAGCCGCCGGCGCAGCAACAACAGCCACAGUCGCUGUCAGGGGCCCCUCAGCGGCCGCAGCAAGCCACAGCGCAACCGACAAUAACGUCUCAACAGACCCCUCAGCAGCCGCAGUCAACGCAAAUACCCAAAGUUGAAGACCAACCGAUGGAGAUCGGCCAGGAAGAUAGCAAGGAAACAAUCAGCCUGAUAUCGCCUCAGACGUCCGUUGCGGUCAGCUCGGUUGUGAGCUCCGUUCCCGUUCCUCCGCUCGCGUAUCCUGCGUCGUCGAAAACGUUAACGGCGACGGUGCUGAAAACCGAACCGGGCAUCAUUGUUAGUACGGCCAGUUCGAACGUCACCCUCUCGUCGCAACCGCCAUCGCUGGUGCGAACUAUUCCACUGGCAACGAAGCAAAACAAAACGAUUCUGCAGGCGCAAUCUCCGGUGACGACUAGCACUAUCGGUGGCGUGCACAUUAUUCAAAAAUCGACCGGAAAAACUAUCAGCGCGGCAGCGGCCGCCGCAGCCGCAGUCACCAGCAGCAGUACGAUGCAGCCUAAGAUAGAAAUCAUUUCGUCGGAAUCGAUCACUCCGGGAUCGGCGCUGCACUCAUCGAUACCGAAAUCGACCACCAUCAUCAAUCGGGGCGGCAACAUACUGUUCACCACCAAACAGCUGCCGACGGUGGCGACAACGAGUGCGGCGGCAGGUGCAACAAUCAUUCAGCAGAAACCACCGCUAACGUCAUACGUGUUGAACACGAGUUCUCCCGGCAAGCAGAUCAACAUCCAGCGGAUAGUGUCGAGCGUGAAUGCGUCCGGCACGCCAACGCUCACCACGACCAUCUCUCGGGCCCAGCAUCAACAACAGCUGUUGCAGCACCAACAGCAACAGCAGCAGUUGUUGCAGUCGCAACAGUCCGUGGGAUUGGCUUCGUCACAGAAUACGAGAAUCGUGCAGAUCAAGACGGCCCCGACGGUUUCGCUCAACAACAACCAGCUGCUGCAGAAUAUUCCUCCGCUCAUAUCGACCCAGAUGCCGGGUGGUAAUGCACAACCGACGAUACUGAACAUUCAACCGGUUCAGCAGCAGCAGGGGCAGCUCCAAGGGCACCAGAAUCAACUGCAGAUUACGCCCACCGCCGCACCGCAAAAGCGCACGAUUACGAUAACGGCGCAAAAUCCGCCCACUUCGGGCAUCACUUCGUCGGUGGCGCAGAUCCUGCAGCAACAGCAGCAGCUGCAACAGCAACAGCAGCAACAGCAUCAAGCCUUACAAGCAAAUGCGGCCACGCUUGUCGGCCAGCAGCCGAAGUACGCGCAGGUGAUGAUGUCACCGAAUGUGAAAGGCAACACGAUCUACCUGACCAACGCUUCAAGUGUACCGAACGUGCUGCAGCAGAAAGGCGUUAUUCUGCGCACGGUGGACGCGUCUGGCAAUACCGUUUAUCAGCAGCUGCAAAUGCAGAAUGUGUCCGGGCUGGGCGGUGCAACGAUACUGACCGGACCGCCGGGUCUCAUCAAAACCGAGCCCGACACGAAGCUUAGUCAAAUUCCUGCCCUCGUCCCGACCGGUUCGCUGCACCAAAACAUUCCGGCACUCACGCCGGUCGUAAUACAGCCGGCGGUUGGCGGGGGGCAGCAGCAGACCGGCGCCACCACGAUGGUCGUGCAGCAACCGCAACAAACCUCCACGAUACCGGCGCUGAUCACGAACAUUUCCCAGCAGCAGCAACAGCAGCAGCAGCAGGUCAAGCAGCAAGUGAUUUUCCGCCAGGCCGGUGCGAACAACGUGCAAACGAUUCUACCGCAAGGCAUUACGCUUAUCCAGCGGCCGGCCGCGGGACAACCCAAGCUGCUGCAGACGAUCCAAGCUCAGCAAACGACGGCGACAACCACGCUCGGUGGUCAGCGCACCAUCAUCACGCAAAUCCCUCAACAGCAGCAGCAGCAGCAGCCACAGCAACAGCAUACGAUCCAAUUCCAGGCACCGGGAACGCAACGAACCGGCGGCACCACGAUUCAGCUCGUGCAGCAACCGCAACAAACCCAGCAAGUCCAGCGAACCCAAUCGAUUGUUUCCACCGGUGGUACUACUGCCGUUACCAUACAGCAGCAGCAAGGCGGUGGCGGUGCGCAGCAGCAACAACAAGCGCAACAGCCCCAACAGGCCGGCGCUAGGAAAGGCCUCUCCAUUUCGAGCAAGUAUUACAUGGAAGCACAUGAUAUGUUCAAGCGGGCGAAUUGCGUAUCUCGCCUAGAGAAGGCGAUCAUAAUCGGAUUCAUGGCCGGCUACCGGGACAAUCCACGACCGAAUCCGGAAAAUAUAGUCACCAUCAAGCUGAACGAAAGCAUUGAAAAAGUACACCAAUCUGACGACCGAACAGCGAUGAUGCUGGUGGAAUCGCUCAUCACGCUCGACUACAACACGGGUCAGUGGAAAACAUUCCGAAAGUACCGCGAAGUCGAGCCCGGCCAGCAGCUCACCGAAGGCGGUGACGCGUUGGCGGCUAGCGGAGCGGCUUCGGCCGCGCCUACCCCCGGUCAGCAGAACUCGGUAGUUAUUUAAUGUUUAUUGUAAAAUGCGCCAAAAAAUGGAAGAGAAAACCGAAAAAUAGGCAAAAACUGCUAAAAUUCAAGUGGAUAAAUAUCUCUCAGCCAAAUAGGGGCACAUCGGAUGGUGCGCUCUGCUUAGAGACUGUUGUUAAUGCGUAGAUUCGGGUAGGCACACACGACGACGGGGCAAAUGCUAGUCGUAGCCGGUUUCGUUAGCGCCUUUGUUUGCAGGGUAACGGUUUGGCGGAAGGAUUCUAAGAAUCGUGGUAUUUUGUGUGGAGGUUAAUUUGUGUUCGGUCGUUCAGCUUCCUGGGGCUCGGAUUUCUUAACCUAAGAUCACACAGUUUAUCACCCAUCUUAGUCGAAGUUAGUUCGUAGUAUUGUCUUAGAAAAACGAAACCUUUCGGUAGUAUCUUUUCCUUCUUUCUCUCUUUCCUUCUCUUUCUCUCUCUUUCAUACACGGUCUCGUGCAAUGUGUUGACGUCCGUUAGCGAUUUUUUUUUAACUUAGAGAAACGGACUGGGCCGUAUUUAUUUGCGUUCACGAUUUAUCUUUUUCGUAAGAACUUGUCUUCAGUUCAGCAGUUUCAUCAAUGCGAUAGAUGUGGCGAAGCUUAAAACAUAUACGCACGUACGUGUUAGAGCCAAUGCGUAGUCAAAUUUCAUAGAAAACUAACGAGACAGAUAGCCCUUUCUUUCAUUGUGGAAAUUUAUUUGAUCAGUGACGAUGUUGCAUUUCAGUUCCGUGAAAAGUUGAAAUUCCGUUGGAUGGGUAAUAAAAAUCAAACAUAUACUUGCUUCAGAAGUGCGUUGCUUACUUGGAACAAAACUGCAUGUAAUGAACACGUACGCGAUCCCGCAGCAAUUAGGACGUCUAAAUGGAUGGAAACACCUUUCGUUGGAAGCAUGGAAACAGGUAGGAACUUAGAAGACACAGGAGGCAGACCUCUAGUAAAAUGGGUAUCGGCACGGCGCGAUUAAAUGUGAACUAGUUAAAUGUGUACAGUCAGGUAGAUGCGUCAUUGUUGGCCGGUAGGAGGCAGGGAGCAACAGGAAAGCUGCCGAUGCCGCAGGGAGAAGCUAGGCACAUAAAAAAGCAUGCAAUGAUAGUAAAUGUGUAAUGCUGCAGGCUUCU
Anopheles cruzii is the source of this 4742-nucleotide messenger RNA. RefSeq names its product negative elongation factor A (gene Nelf-A). Bases 1 to 3621 code for a protein of 1206 amino acids. The record is from RefSeq and is a predicted model, not a curated record. Gene Ontology annotation, biological process: negative regulation of transcription elongation by RNA polymerase II. Gene Ontology annotation, cellular component: NELF complex. NCBI's taxonomy places the organism in Eukaryota, Metazoa, Arthropoda, Insecta, Diptera, Culicidae. The transcript is spliced from 4 exons.